Dacryopinax primogenitus is the source of this 2733-nucleotide messenger RNA. Its product is annotated as WD40 repeat-like protein. Gene Ontology annotation, cellular component: HIR complex; nucleus. Gene Ontology annotation, molecular function: nucleosome binding; protein binding. Bases 1 to 2733 code for a protein of 910 amino acids. Lineage: Eukaryota; Fungi; Basidiomycota; Dacrymycetes; Dacrymycetales; Dacrymycetaceae. Gene Ontology annotation, biological process: DNA-templated transcription; chromatin remodeling; regulation of DNA-templated transcription. The transcript has 10 exons. The record is from RefSeq and is a predicted model, not a curated record.
AUGCAGCUCAUCAAGCCGGCAUGGGUGAUGCACACGGACGAGAAGAAGAAACGUCUGCCCAUCUUCUCGCUGCAUGUGCAUGGCGAUGGCUCACGGCUAGCCACCGGCGGUCUUGACUCAAAAGUACGAAUAUGGAGCACUGCAGCGAUACUGGACGAGCACAAUACAAUGCCCAAGUCGCUCUGUACGCUAACAAUGCAUGUCGGACCCGUCCUCUGCGUACGGUGGUCGCAUUCGGGUCGACUUCUCGCCAGCGGAUCGGAUGAUGGCCUGGUAAUGAUAUGGGAUUUAGAUCCGUCCGGUGCCGGGAAAGUCUUUGGAGAAGAGGAGGUGAACGUCGAGGGUUGGAAGGCGCUGCGUCGGCUUGCGGGCCAUGAGAGUGAUGUGAGCGACUUGUCGUGGAGCCCGCAGGAUAGAUUCCUGGCGAGUGUCAGCAUGGACAGCAGUGUCAUCAUUUGGGAUGAUCGGGUCGCUAAGCUCGUCGGUCACCAGGGCUUCGUGAAAGGUGUAUGCUGGGAUCCGGUUGGACAAUACCUUGCAACCCAAAGCGACGACAAAACAGUACGCAUCUGGCGAACCACCGAUUGGGCAUGCGAGCGGGUCGUGACGCAGCCUUUCGAACUGUCUCCAGCCUCAACCUUCUUCCGACGUCUUUCAUGGUCACCAGAUGGUGCUCACAUAACUGCCGCGAACGCAAUGAACGGGCCUGUGUUUGUCGCUGCUGUGAUUAGCAGGAAGGAGUGGACGAGUGAUAUCAGCUUGGUAGGACAUGAGAAUACCGUUGAGGUUGCCUCUUACAAUCCCCAUCUAUUUGUGAGGGAUGAAUCCAAGCCUGUCGACUCGCACAAUAUCUGUUCUGUGCUCGCACUUGGGGCAGACGACAGAAGCGUCAGCGUCUGGCAGACAAAUCAAGCGCGACCUCUUCUCGUCGCCUUAGAUGUGUUCGACAGGAACGUAUUGGACCUCUCGUGGAGCUUUGACGGACUGACUCUCUACGCCUGUUCAUCCGACGGUACCAUAGCCGUGAUGAAUUUUUCCCCUUCCGAGCUCCGCGGAAUCGCCCCACACGACGUACAGCUCCAGUAUCUCAAGGGGUACAAAUUCACUUCACCCAUGAACCUGACCUACCAAGCCGAGGCGCCUCAGCCAAUUCCAUUACCGCCUCAAUUCGUUGCCCCAGCACAAAGAGUGCAGCCUUUGCCUGCUCAGCCGCCGAUUAACGUCCGGGGGACACAGGAAGUCACUAGGACGAAGGAUGGGAAGCGGAGAAUUCGCCCAGUACUCCUCUCCCAGGGAUCGAGCACUUCUCUGCCUCCUCCUGUACACCCGUACCAGCAACCACUGCAGAACGGCAUUCAUAUACAGCCUCAACCGACCGCUCAGCUCGCCUACACCCAGCCCGUACUACAACACGCGAUGGCAGAGCCCAGUAACCCCUUCACUAGCACACCUCUUUCUGUCUCACAACCUGGAAGCUAUGCUAGCUCGAUGCCGCUUUCUGGUCAGGCAGGAUUGGCAGACGACGACGUCCAAAUGGUCGACAGCUGGGAGCCUGCCGAGCCUGCUUCCACCGCUGGUGGCAGCUCCCCACGCAAAGGCAGGACGCUUGGGGGCGACAGGGUGCGGGAGCCCAUUGUCGUUCGCGAGCUGUUGGGCUCUACGAGCGCGGUGAUGCCCAUUGUGAACCUACCCUCUGCAUCUGGGGCAACAAGGACUUCAGAACCCGUGCUCAAGGCGCCGGGGUUGAAGACUUAUGUCGCUGCGCCGAUGGAAGGUGCGAAAGAGGGUGAUGUCCUUGAAGGAAGGAACCCUGAUGAACCAGACAAACCUUCGGAUGUUCAGCUGUAUCAGAACAAAACGGUGCAGUGGCUCGACUAUCUCCCUUCGCGGAUAGUAGCUGUCGCUUCUACGAGCGUGUUUUUCGUUGCCGCCUGUAUAGAUGGAGGGAUAACAGUGUAUUCCCAAACCGGGCGAAGGAUGCUCCCUACACUGAUGCUCGACUCGCGAGCCGUGUUCUUACAGGGCCUAAAACAAUAUCUCCUCGCAAUAACCGAGCAAGGAACACUAGCAGUCUGGAACGUCAAAUCCGCCCAAGCCAUCGUCCCCCCUUCCUCCAUCCGGCACCUGCUCAUCUCCCAGCUCCUCUCGGUCCAGUUACGCCCUAACGGCGUGCCAGUACUCAACUUUUCGGACGGCACUGCCUUCUCGUACGAUCCCGGGCUGAGCUGCUGGCAUAAACUGUCUGAUGCGUGGUUCGCCCGCGGAUCAGAUAGCUGGGACGCAGCCCGCACGCGCGCCUCCCGGCCCGCCGCUCCUCGAGGACCGAUAGCAACGCUCGAAGCCGCGAUAUCGGAGGCGAAGCCGCUCGAGCUCUUGAUAGAGAACAAACCGGAAUGGUGGAGCGCUGCGACGACGCUUGCCCACUUGGAGUCGCGUAUGUUCGGUGCGAAGGCUCUGGAUAGUCCGGGGGAGUACAAGUUGGCGCUGCUGGGGUAUGCGCGGAGGCUUGCGGAUGAGGGAUUUAGGGGCAAGGCGGAGGAAUUGAUUAAGGAGCUUUGUGGACCUGUGUAUUGGCGACUGCGAAAGGAGCCUUGGGAACCUACUGUGCUGGGGAUGCAGAAACGGGACUUGCUCAAAGAAGUUCUGUCGAUAUUUGCGAGGAGCAAGACAUUGGUCAAGUUAGGCUCGGACUAUCAAGACCUGAUGAAGAGGAUUGUGGUGGAGGAUGUUUAA